AUGAUGGCCACUGGUUCUCGGGACACCUCAGUUCGUAUGGCCAAAGUCUUCGUCAAGGAAGUUGUUCGAAAUGACUGGGAUUUCGACACUGGUGUUCCCUCUCCGUCCUCCGCCGACGGUACCCUUUGCCACAACCGCGAAGUGUGCGAAUGGCGAGUUCGAGAGUUCGAUACCCCAACUUCGGAACUUGAGCCCCAGAGCUCAGAUAGUGAGCAAGAAUAUGACCCGUCAGCCGUGAUGAGCCUUGCCCCCGGGGCGGCGGGCAUCGAGCGGCGUCGUAAACGCCGUAGACAAGUGGACGACGAAAUGACAUGGAACGAAGGGUUACGCGUAUGGAUGGCCAGGCGUGAUGCGUGGUGUGGCGCGAAGACCCGGAGACAGAUUCGGGCGGAGGAGCAAAAGCGUGCUUUGGCUGGUGCACAGGCAGACACAACAGAUCAGUCCGAUGGCGUGGAGCUGGGAGAAAAUAGUGCGACUUCGUCGUCUGGUUCGUCCCAAUCUGCGAUGCCUCCGGCUCGGAGCAGUGAGGGUAUUGGCGCCUCUGAUCUGGCAGUCCGGACCGAGACGUCGCUUUCCGUCGCGGAUCGGGAGAAGAGUGCGGAGCUGCAGCAACGGAUAGAUAUGACCUCUGGUCAGCAAGAUGAUCAAGAGGAAGGAUUGUCUACCGCGCCAGAUGAGGGAGCUAAACGGAAGGCCUCUUCAGAGACCAACAUCACAGAGCCGGAUCAGAAAGUUGCUGCAAAUGCGCCUACUCAAUUUGCAUCUUUGCCCGCCGUGGAAGACCAAACAGAAGAGGAGAAGCUGGAAGAAGAGCUGGAUGAACCACUUUGUCCCGUUGCGCCGCCUUUCAUUUCCAACGACAACCCAGUUCGCGCAACAAUAAAUCCCGCCAUCUAUCCUUCAAUUUACACCAAGGUCGUUGUGCAAGGCAUGACCCCGACCGUCCCCAUAAACCUUGCCCAUUUGACCAAAGCUAUGGUCCAAGGCUGGAAAUCAGACGGGCAGUGGCCGCCAAAGCCAGCCGUGACAUCGAUUGUUCUGGCCGAUGAUGCCUCUGUGCCCAAGAAAAACACAGAUCGCCCCGCCGAGGAGACACCGCAAGGCAGAAGGAAGAAUAGCAUUACCAACGCCGUGAAGAAAGUCCUCCACUUUGGAUCUCAUCCGUUCCAUCGCCACAGCAGCCAGGAUGCAGGGACUGGAGCCGGGGACCCGACGGCUUAA
This is a messenger RNA of Penicillium digitatum Pd1, 1221 nucleotides long. Its product is annotated as DUF4050 domain-containing protein. The record is from RefSeq and is a predicted model, not a curated record. NCBI's taxonomy places the organism in Eukaryota, Fungi, Ascomycota, Eurotiomycetes, Eurotiales, Aspergillaceae.